Molecule: messenger RNA, 2117 nt
Organism: Durio zibethinus
Lineage: Eukaryota; Viridiplantae; Streptophyta; Magnoliopsida; Malvales; Malvaceae
Product: Tetratricopeptide repeat (TPR)-like superfamily protein
Biological process (GO): RNA modification
Cellular component (GO): intracellular membrane-bounded organelle
Molecular function (GO): protein binding; zinc ion binding; RNA binding
Source: RefSeq, a predicted model, not a curated record
UUGAAGUUGAGAAAUGGGAGAUGAGAAAAGUUCCUUCUUGUUCAGUACUCUCUUUCUUCAACUUUAACACCAACUGUAUACAACAAAAAUCUUUCUUUCUCGGCCAAAAAGGUCUUUGCGAUGUCAUUCCUUCAAAAUCUUCCCUUCAACUUCACUCUCAUGUAAAUUUAGACUCACUUGUCUCAACACUAAUUGUUGCUUUAAACUCUUGCUCUCGUGUCUCCUACUGUCAGGCUUUUCAUGCUCGCGUUAUCAAAUCUGUGAAUUACCGUCACGGAUUCGUUGGUGAUCAGUUGGUUACAAAUUACGCUAAAUUAGGAUAUCCAGAUGAUGCACAAACUUUGUUUGAUGAAAUGCCUAAUAAAGAUUUGGUAUCCUGGAAUUCUUUAAUUUCAGGAUUAUCAAGAAGUGGGUUUACAGCUAGAUGCCUGAGUGCGUUUUGUAGAAUGAGAUUUGAAAUUGAUAUGCAACCAAAUUAUGUCACUUUUUUAUCUAUAAUCUCCGCUUGCAGUGAUAAGGGGGCUCUAAGUGAAGGCAAGUGCAUUCAUGGCUUCGCAAUCAAAUUGGGUGUGCUAAAUGAAGUGAAAAUUAUGAAUGCCCUCAUAAACAUGUAUGGAAAGUCUGGAUAUUUACAUGAAGCUUGUUGGUUAUUUGAGGCAAUGCCAUUGCAGAAUUUGGUGUCUUGGAAUUCAAUGAUUGCAAUUUACACUCAAAAUGGGCUUGCUGAGGAAAGUAUGGGAAUUUUCAUUAUGACGAGAAGGGCUUUAGUUGAGUUUGAUCAAGCUACUAUGUUGACUGUUCUGCAGGCUUGUGAAAACUUAGGCGUGAGAAAUUUAGCUGGGAGUAUUCAUGGUUUAAUCUUAAGGUUUGGUUUAAUUGCUAAUGUGGCCAUUGCAACUGCACUUUUAGAUCUUUAUGCGAAGCUAGGGUGUUUACAUUCUUCAAGUAAGGUUUUUGGAGAGAUUAUUUAUCUGGAUAGAGUGGCUUGGACUGCCAUGCUUGCAGGCUAUGCUAUGCAUGGCUAUGGAAAAGAUGCAAUAAAGCUCUUUGAAGUCAUGGUGAAAAAAGGUAUACAGCCUGAUCAUGUUACCUUCACUCACUUGUUAAGUGCUUGUAGUCAUUCGGGACUUGUCAAAGAAGGGAAGCAUUAUUUCAAGUUGAUGUCUGAAGUUUAUGGGGUGGAGCAUAAGUUGGACCAUUAUUCAUGCAUGGUUGAUCUUCUUGGCCGCUCAGGACUUCUCAGUGAUGCUUAUGACCUGAUUAAGCGCAUGCCAAUGGAGCCAAAUACUGGUGUCUGGGGUGCUCUUCUUGGUGCUUGCAGAGUCUAUGUUAACACUGAACUUGGAAAGGAAGCUGCCGAAAGAUUAGUUUCCCUAGAUCCAUCAGACAUCAGAAACUACAUCAUGCUCUCAAAUAUAUAUUCUGCAGCUGGACUAUGGAGGGAGGCUUCAAAAGUGAGGGCGUUAAUUAAAGAGAGAAGUCUCAACAGAAAACCUGGAUGUAGUUUUGUUGAGCAUGGAAAUAAAAUCCAUCGCUUUGUAGUGGGUGAUAGAUCUCACCCUGAGGCAGAUAGGAUAUAUCAUAAGUUGGAAGAAUUAAUUGGAAAGAUAAGGAAAGCUGGUUUCAUGUCUAAAACAGAAUUUGUUCUACAUGAUGUUGAUGAGGAGGUUAAAGAGAAUAUGAUCAAUGAACAUAGCGAGAAGUUAGCCAUGGCAUUUGGGCUUCUGGUGACUGAUGUUGCACAGCCACUAAUUAUAACCAAAAACCUUAGAAUAUGCGGUGAUUGUCAUAGUACAGCAAAGGUUGCAUCACUGAUUGAGAAGCGUACCAUCAUAAUUCGAGAUCCAAAGCGGUUUCAUCACUUUUCUGGUGGAAUAUGUUCCUGUGGAGAUUACUGGUAAGCCCUCUGCAGUAAACAACUUGCUGUGACAUUGGAAACAGUGGACUUAUGUGUAAGAAUUCUUUCAUUCAGUCUUGUUUUUACAUGACUAAUUUGUAAUUUGAUAUAAUCAACUAGAUGUAAUUGUAGUUGAUGCAUUAAAGACAUGAUUUUGUGACAGAACCAUACAUCUUUUGCACUAGAUGAGCUUCUGAAUGUCAAAUAAACCACCACCAAA